Messenger RNA from Colletotrichum phormii, 1539 nucleotides. RefSeq names its product septin. The transcript is spliced from 2 exons. Gene Ontology annotation, cellular component: septin ring; septin complex; cell division site. The record is from RefSeq and is a predicted model, not a curated record. Gene Ontology annotation, biological process: cytoskeleton-dependent cytokinesis; intracellular protein localization. Gene Ontology annotation, molecular function: GTP binding; molecular adaptor activity; GTPase activity. The coding region runs from base 1 to 1539 and encodes 512 amino acids. Lineage: Eukaryota; Fungi; Ascomycota; Sordariomycetes; Glomerellales; Glomerellaceae.
AUGAGCCAGCCCCGUCGCUCUAGCUUCGGUAUGCUUCUCAGACGUUCCAAGUCCGGCGACCUGGGGAAGGGUGGUAAGAAAGCCCAAGCCCUUCGCGAACAGCAGGAACGCGAACUCGAGCGUCAGCGUCAGGCUGCAAUCUCCAGAACUCCCCCCAAGCUCCCCGAGUUCUACAAGGCCAAUGACCAGCUCUCCAACUCCAUCCCCUCUGACAUGCGUGCUGAGGAGGCCUCAAUCAUGUCGGAUCACACCAUAGGUACUGCCUACUCGACCCGGCCCUCCAUGGAGCCCAGCCGCAGUGUCGCGGGAUCCGUGCCGCCUAUGCCUCCCAUCCCCGCGAAUGCCUACGACCCCUAUGCUCGCACCGAGAGCAUGACGCACCGUGGUCGCUACAGCUAUGCUAGCAGCGCAAUCAGCACUGUCAACAGCCCUAGAAGGGUUCGGAGAAGAAAGGAUCCCACUCCCUUCAACGUUCUCGUCAUUGGCACCCGAGGCGCUGGAAAGACGUCUUUCCUCGAAUUCCUAAAGACUGCUCUGGCUCUCCCGCCGAAGAAGCGAUCCCGCAAGACUGAGGCGGAGGAGGAACCCGCUCCUAGAUCUCCUUCCGGCAACUUCAUCCCUCACUACCUCGAGACGGAGAUUGACGGCGAGCGAAUUGGCCUCACACUUUGGGAUUCGGAAGGCUUGGAGAAGAACGUUGUCGAUCUCCAGCUUAGGGAGAUGUCGGCCUUCCUGGAGAGCAAGUUCGAAGAGACCUUCACCGAGGAAAUGAAGGUGAUUCGAUCGCCUGGCGUACAAGAUACCCACAUUCAUGCCGUCUUCAUGGUUCUCGACCCAGCUCGUCUCGACCGCAACCUGGCGUCAGUCAAGGGCGGGGUAUCGAACGGGCACAACGGCAAAUACGCUCCUCCAGCUCGCAUUUCGGGAGGUCUUGACGAAGAUCUGGAUCUUCAAGUGCUCCGUACCCUCCAGGGAAAGACUACAGUCAUACCCGUCAUUUCCAAGUCGGACACGAUCACGACCAAGCACAUGAAUAUCCUCAAGAAGACCGUGUGGGAAACCGUCAAGAAGUCAGGACUGGACCCGCUUGAGGCACUUGGCCUCGACGAGGACGACGACUCAACCAGGAUCGCAGAGGAAGAAGAGGCAGUGUCUGACGAAGAGCACGCCGAUUCCCACGAUGAGGACGAUUUCCCAAUCCAAGGACGGGAAGAUGUACCCUCCUCCCCCGGCUCGAAACGACUUUCUGGGUCCUCCAUCCGUCAGCACAAGGCUAAGCACGAAACCAAGGAGGAGGAAGUGCCGUUCCUCCCGCUCUCAGUCAUCAGCCCUGAUCUGUACGAACCCGAGGUUUUGGGACGUCAAUUCCCAUGGGGUUUCGCGGAUCCAUACAACGAGGAGCAUUGUGACUUCACAAGACUCAAGGACGCCGUCUUCAGCGAGUGGAGGGCCGAACUCCGUGAGGCUAGCAGAGAGCAGUGGUACGAGGGCUGGCGAACUUCGCGACUUAAGAAUAGCCCGAAUGCUCGUCGCCGAUAG